Molecule: messenger RNA, 1689 nt
Organism: Naegleria fowleri
Lineage: Eukaryota; Heterolobosea; Eutetramitea; Acrasida; Naegleriidae
Exons: 1
Coding region: 1-1689 (562 amino acids)
Biological process (GO): cytoskeleton organization
Molecular function (GO): microtubule binding
Source: RefSeq, a predicted model, not a curated record
AUGUCCGAAGAAGAGAACAAUCACACUACGGAAUCAACACCACCACCUCCAACAACAACCGCAUUAGGAAUGGAAGGAGCCUCACUUGAUGAGGAGGAGAAAACAACAAACGCUCUGAUGGAUAAAACCAAAGAUGAAGAGUUUGUAGCAGAAGAUGUACCGGAACAAUCAAGCUCUCCCAUCGUGGUUUCAGCGUCAGCUCCUGUAAUUCCACCAUUGGACCUCAACAGCUCUGAUAUGUUUAGAAAAGACAAACUACGAACACCAAGCAAGAGAGCGGUUCCCUUCUCCGUACAAUCUCCAUCACAAGAACUCUAUGCCAAGUACAUUCGCUUGGAGCAAGAUUUUAAAGAUCUCCAAAAAGCUUUUGAUCUUGUUUCAAACGAAAAAUCAGUUCUAGAAAAAGUUGUAAAGCAGAAAGAGCAAACAAUUGAAAAAACUCAACUUGAUCUAGAAAAUCUCCAAGAUGUAUUUGAAAAGAUGAAAGAACGAUCUCGUGCGCAAGAAAUAGAAAUCAAAACUCUUCAAUCCGAGAAGAAAGUGCUUGAGGAACACACCGCUAUUGCUGCUCUUCAAAGACAAAAAACAACGGACAUUAAGAGCAGAACUGUAGUUCAAGAAGACGCUCUUGAUCGUAUCUUGGGGCUAGAAAACGAAAUUAAACUGAAAAACGUUAAAAUCAGUUCAUUAGAAACAGAGAUUCGUACAUUAAACGUAGCCAUUGAGAAGAAGGACAAGGCCAUUGAGACGAUUGAAAAGCAAUUAGCAACACUACAGGGCAAACAUGACAAAGUGUAUGAAAUUGAAUGCCGAAAUGCUGAAUUACUAUUGAAGUUGGAAAAGGCCCAAAAGGAAAUCAAAACUCUUCAAGAAAUUACAAGAAUGAAAACAAAAAGCCUUGAGGAACUGAAUAAUCAUGUAGAGACCCUCAAAAACACCACCGAAGAGUUUGAAGAAUACAAAAAGAAGAUUGCUGCUAUCACGAAGGAAAAUGAGAGAUUGAAACAAGAAAUUAGAGUUGCCGAGAGGUCUUUUGUUAAAAAGGAUAAGGAAAUUUCAAAGUUGGUCACCGAAAAAGAUGUUGUUCCUGUGAAAACAUUAGAGGGAGACAAAAGAUUCUUGCACAGCGAAGUUAAAAAAUUGCAAGAGCAAAAAGCAAUUCUUGAAAAAACCAUUCAAGUUCAGGAUAAGAAGAUUGAAUAUUUGAGACAAAGAUAUGAAACCAUUGAACUGGCUUUGAAGGAAACUAAGGUUGACAAGUUACUCAAGGAUGCUAAACGCAAUCCAGAAAUUAUCAAAGAAAAGUUAAACCAGCUCAAAGAAGAAUCUGACGAGCAAAUGAAUGAGUCGGUUCCAGCUUCAGUUGUGGAUUUACUCAUCAAAGAUGUUGAAGAGCUGAGAAAAUUAGCAACCGAGAGAGACAAUAUUAUCUCUGAGAAAGACGCGGUGAUUGAAUCUCUCGAAAGAAAGAUUGAGGUUGUAGAAAGAUCUAAAGUUGCCGAUCAAAAAUUGUUGAAAAAGAAGAUCUCGACUCUACAAGAUGAGAUUGCAGCUCUCAAGGAGAAUCUUGUAGCCAAUGAGUUGAACUUUAAAGAGAAGGAGAAUAACCUUAAGAGAGAGAAAUUCGCUCUUAAGAAGAGUCUCAACCAAACAACAGUCCGUCCAACUACUGCGAGUGCCAUUCAAUAA